AUGACCAAGGUACCAGCCACCAAGAAGAUACAGAGUUCCCCCAUCUCGGGGGCCCUCUGGCCAUUUUAUGCCUCAGAUCUUCCAACACAGGUCCCAGACAAGCCAAUGAGGAGCAUCAGGUACAUGGACAAGGAGAUAAUAAACCUCAAGAAAGACCUCAUACGAAGCCGCAUCUUGAUUCAGUCGGUGAAGAUAGGCCACGGAUACUUUUCCAUGCUGCGGGAGGAGAGUGCCUUGAAGAAGCAGCAGCAACAACGUCAGAAACUAGAAGAGGAAGAAAGACAUAAAUUCCAACCAGCCAAAAACAUAUCAGAAAUCCACUAUGGGGAUAUUCUUUUGACCACCUACGGGGAUGAGAGGACAAAGAAGAUGGGGGCUGGAGUCAUCCUCCAGCCGUUCAUCCCUGUGCACAGCUGCAUCAUUGCGCCCUUGCUGCCAAAGGCUCACGUUGAGCCCCUCUUCCGCCAGCUCUGUGCCCUCCACUGGCUCCUGGAGGCUCUGACUAUCGACCAUACCCACCACACCAUGAAGCCAGUGAUCACCUGCUGGAAUCCAAAGGACCCGGGCGGAAGCAAGAACACAAUAAAAAAAAUUAAUAAGGACAAGUCCAUUGGACAGAGGUGGGAGCACUUCGUCACAGCGCCCAAGACCAAGAAAUCCAAAAUUCCUGUGAUACGCGCCACCAGCCGCAAACCAAGCCGGCGGGGCUCGACCCUCAGUCUGUCUCGGACGAGUGGAGGGUCCUCCCCCCAGAGCAUGGUCUCCGGGAACCCAGGCUCAGAUGAGCCCCAAAGUGUGAUCACCCAGGCAAUGGGCAGCAAGGAUGUCGAGGACAAUGAGUCGUCUUCGACCAAGCCCGACGAAGAGCCUCUCCAUGCCAAUCUGCAGAAGCUCCUGGAGAUGGUUCGGGAAGAUACUCGGAGAACAAACACAGUGGAAAACGGGAUGCAAAAACAAGCGCCCAGUGUCUUGCCAAUGCUCAGACAAAACAAGAGUGAUUCUGCCUAUAAAGACAUGCAGACCACCCACAAAUCAAGUGACAGAUCCAGCAGUACAAGUGGAGACAGCCACUCCCAGUUACUGCAGAAGAAGCCUAAAAGCCGCGCCAACCGUGACAUCAUGCAUGGCAAGAGUGGGGUGUGUAACACCAUGAGGGCCAAGUUCUACAGUGUGGCCCAGGAAGCUGGCUUCUGUCUACAGGACAAGAUGGAAAUCUUCAUAAAGCGCCAAGAAGAAAGAGCUCUCCAGAAGUUCCAUGCUUUCAACCGUGUCUCAAAUUUCCAAAAGGAUAUAGCAAAGAUGAGACGUCAAGUCUCCGUGGUAAAAGGAGGUUCAGAAGAAAUUGCAGACCACUGGUACUUUGACCUGCUGUCCAAACUCCCUGAGGAUCUAAAAACUUUCCGCCCCGCCAGAAAGAUCCUGUCAAAACUGCAGAAGUUUGGAGAAAAUCUGGACCUGAGGAUCCGGCCGCACGUCCUCCUGAAGGUGCUGCAGGACCUGAGAAUCUGGGAACUGUGCUCUCCGGACAUCGCAGUGGCGAUCGAGUUUGUGCGAGAACACGUCGUCCAUAUGCCUCAAGAGGAUUAUAUCAACUGGCUGCAGAACCGAAUCAACGUCCCCAUUCGACCCCACAGUGCCCAGCCGUAGGGGGACUGGGUUGACCAGCUAUCCCAGUGGAGGCGGGCUCUCUACACUGUAUUCCUGCUUCCUGCCUAUUCUUAUGAAUACUCGUCAUGAUACAGUAGGGUCCUCUGCACACCGGCUUCUGGCAACAUUCGAGAGAGAGAGAGCCAUUCCCAGGUAGAAACUCGCCUCUACCUCUCACCCCAGCCUCAGUCUCCCAGCCUCUGUUCCUAUGUUCCAGCCUGACCACCCACUCCCUCUCCAGGUUCCUUCACC
Messenger RNA from Vicugna pacos (alpaca), 1899 nucleotides. It is a transcript of the gene CCDC60, whose product is annotated as coiled-coil domain containing 60. Lineage: Eukaryota; Metazoa; Chordata; Mammalia; Artiodactyla; Camelidae. The record is from RefSeq and is a predicted model, not a curated record.